AUGGGACGAUUAAUGACGAAAGAGUUUUGCAAUGUGACAAGAGAUGUACUGUAUCGCAUGAUGACGCGACGGCGCCCUGAUUUGGACUUUCGUUUGCUUGGUCACGCUAUUCAGCAUACUAGAAUGUUUGAAGCACUGCUCAUCAAGAGAUUUCCAUCGAAACCUGACUUCAACUUUGAUAAGGUUCCGUCACGGGAGUGCUCGACCCACGCUGUGCCCUUUUCGUCGUCGGCUGAUAUGUUCCUUCUGCUCAAGAAGGUGAUCACUGAGUGCAGUAAACUUAGCAAGAUGGAGACCUUCUAUGGAAUCACCAACCAGGCACUUGCUGUUCUGGUUCAAGAUCUUGAGGGCACCUGUGAUGCAGCACUCCAGGCCAUCUCCAAGAUUACGUGGUCCGCAGUAGAUGGCGUUGGCGAUGAGUCUCCAUUUGUGGGUGCUAUUCGAUCGUCGCACCUUCGCGCUGCUAUACCUCGACUUCGUGAUUUGCUAUCUGACAGAAGGAAGUAUUUUGCUCAUCUAUGCCUGAAGUUGGCCACGCAGUUGUCUCACAAAUUUGUCGGAGCACUGUUCAGAUGUAAACCGAUUAGCACUCACGGAGCCGAGCAGUUACUUCUUGACACUCACUCUCUGAAGUCAUUCCUCCUUCAAAUGCCUUCGAUUGACAGUGCAGUGGCUGCGAAGCCACCAACAGCGUAUGUUGGAGGAGUGAGCGCUGCGUUAAAUAAGGCAGAAAUGAUCUUGAAGGUGAACUCAAUACCGAUUUAUCUUGAAUUCGUCUUUUGGGAUGAACUUGCAAAGUGUUGGUUGAAGGUGGUGAUGUCGAAUAUGGAUACGCCUGAGGAUUACGUAGAACACUAUUCAACAUUGCUGCCUGACUCGAAUACUUCAGAAUUGCAAAAGGUUCUGGAUAUGCGUGGUGUGAAGAAAGUGGAGCAAACAGCGAUCUUACAAGCGUACAGGCAGAAGUUUGGAGCUGCAGCUGAUGCCGCACCUUCGGUUCCUGUUGGAAUGGGAAAUGCACUGUCGGCGACACAGGCUCUGAAUGCUGUUGUAUCGAUGGCAGCUGACGGAUUGGCUGAGACGACUAGCAUGAGAAGGCUCGAAAAGCUUGUUAAGAGGAAUUUCUUAGAAAACCGGGGCUGGCGGGUUGUAGUUCCCGGCUUUUAG
Ostertagia ostertagi is the source of this 1167-nucleotide messenger RNA. The record is from the annotation of a GenBank genome assembly. NCBI's taxonomy places the organism in Eukaryota, Metazoa, Nematoda, Chromadorea, Rhabditida, Trichostrongylidae.